Messenger RNA from Vicia faba (fava bean), 348 nucleotides. The record is from the annotation of a GenBank genome assembly. NCBI's taxonomy places the organism in Eukaryota, Viridiplantae, Streptophyta, Magnoliopsida, Fabales, Fabaceae.
AUGAUUACACUAAAUCCUGGAUCAAGUAAGCUAAAGCUUGUUGCUACAGAUUUUUUAAAUAAAAAAAGAGGAAUAGGAAGGUUUGAACAGGUUGAGCAGCUUACGUUCCUAACAAAAGUGGCUAAAACACCUUCACAGAAGCUUGAUUUUAUUUUCAAUGUGGUUUCUGCUAAGUUUGAUGAUAAUCUAGGCCUCAGUGGACAUAUGCCAAUAACUGUGUGGAAAAAAUGUGUUCAGAAUAUGCUGCUCAUCCUUGAUAUUCUAGUUCAGUUUCCAAACAUAAAGGUUGACUAUUCAGUGGAUCCAGAUGAAAAUGAAACCCAGAAACGGGAUGACUAUGAUGGAUAA